AGAUAAUCGUGAUGUCACUGUUUCUGGAUUUGGCUGAAGAAGAUGGCGGCCUCCUCAGGAGUUAAAGUUCCACGUAAUUUCCGCUUGUUGGAAGAGCUUGAAGAGGGUCAGAAAGGUGUUGGAGAUGGGACAGUCAGCUGGGGCCUUGAAGACGAUGAAGAUAUAAUGCUAACACGGUGGACGGGCAUGAUCAUCGGACCGGCACGAGUAAGUGUGACUGCAGCAGGAACUAAUUAUGAGAACAGGAUAUACAGUCUGAAAGUGGAAUGUGGUCCGAAAUAUCCUGAAUCACCACCGGUCGUUAGAUUUGUUACAAAAAUUUGCAUGAAUGGGAUAAAUAAUUCCAAUGGGAUGGUGGAUACACGAAGCAUACCAAUUCUAUCUAAAUGGCAAAAUUCUUAUAGCAUUAAAGUUGUUCUUCAAGAGUUAAGGCGUCUAAUGAUGUCCAAGGAGAAUAUGAAGCUCCCACAACCACCAGAAGGACAAACCUACAGCAAUUAAUUGUUCACGAAUUGUUUACUUUUGACCUCUAUUGUCUUAAACCUUAUUCUCUGUCUUAAAUAUUCCCUCCACCAUUCCAAGAAUUUAGACUGAGAGCCAGGUUGGAUAUUCCUAAAAUUGGACAUUCCUUCUAGUUAGUUCAUUCUAGAAUGUCCCCACUGAGAGUGAAAUUAUGUUUUUAAGAACACAGUUAUUCCUCUUCUAUUGACCUUUUAUUUUUAUUUAUUAUUAUUUUUUUUUCACCUUUAUUUAACCAGGUAGGCUAGUUGAGAACAAGUUCUCAUUUGCAACUGCGACCUGGCCAAGAUAAAGCAUAGCAGUGUGAGCAGACAACACAGAGUUACACAUGGAGUAAACAAUUAACAAGUCAAUAACACCUUAGUGUGACCAUUCACUUUCUGAUCAUAAAAAUAUAUCAAGUUGGCUUCCCAAGAGAAGCAUAGCACCAAGUGGAGACCCAAGCCAGAACAAUUUAUCUUUCGAAUGGCAGGUCACUGAAAUAAAGAAUUGAGGUGUGUGUAUGAUGCCAUGCUCCAACUAAGAAAUGGACAAAAAUACACCAGUUGUAAUUUGUAGGUACAUUGAAUUAUUAUGAAGAUUAAAAUGUGGCUGUAGGCCAGAAGUAGUGUCACCUGGUGUGAAAGAUUUGUUUUAUAUUUUUUAUUUGACACAACAUUUCUGUUCUGCUGCUUUUUGACUUGUAACAGACCUUAAAGCCUGUUUGGUUCCGAAAAAAUACCCCUUGCAUUUAACUUUUAGUGAAAAUGAGUAUGUAUGACAUUGUGAUUUUUCUGACAAAAUCGAUAUCUGAAAAAUAUGUUGCAAACUGCAUACAUUUUUACCCAAUCUAUUAUGAAAUAUCUGUUGAAUAUUAUACGGUAAGUUAUUUAAGUAAUAAGGACUGAGGUGGUGUGGUAAAUGGCCAAUAUAUCACGGCUAACGGCAGUUCUUAACACAACGCGGAGUGCCUGUAUACAGCCCUUAUUCGUGGUAUAUUAUUGGCCAUAUAGGGAAAGCGCUACCGGAGCGCCAAGUCUAGGUACAAAAGGCUUCAUAACAGCUAAUAAGACUCCUGAACAGUUAAUCAAAUGGCUACCCAGACUAUUUGCAUUGUCCCCCCCACCCCCUCUUUUAUGCGGCUACUACUCUGGUUAUAUAUGCCUAGUAACUUUAACUAUACCUACAUAUUACCUGGACUAACCUGUGCCCCGCACAUUGACUCUGUAUUGGUACCCCCUGUAUAUAGCCUUGCUACUGUUAUUUUACUGCUGCUCUUCAACUAUUUGUUAUUUGUAUUUUCCACUUAACACUUAUUUUUCUUAACUGCAUUGUUGGUUAAGCAUUUCACUGUAAGGUCUACUACACAUGUUGUAUUUGAUGCAUGUGACAUAAAAAUUGAUUUGAUAUACCACAAACACCCUUAUUGCUAUUAUAAACUGUUUUCCAACGUAA
Oncorhynchus masou masou (cherry salmon) is the source of this 1953-nucleotide messenger RNA. RefSeq names its product ubiquitin-conjugating enzyme E2 variant 2 (gene ube2v2). The coding region runs from base 43 to 501 and encodes 152 amino acids. Gene Ontology annotation, biological process: DNA damage tolerance; protein K63-linked ubiquitination. Lineage: Eukaryota; Metazoa; Chordata; Actinopteri; Salmoniformes; Salmonidae. Gene Ontology annotation, cellular component: nucleus. The record is from RefSeq and is a predicted model, not a curated record. The transcript is spliced from 4 exons.